AUGUGGCCGAUUGGCACGGAAACUGUGUACCUUACAAGUACGAGCAAGUUUGUCAGCGUCAGCUCCGUUUCUGUCGGCUACACCGACCCCUCCGUUUACACCGUUUUCACUACCAAGUCGCGUGACUCUUACGCCCUACUCGUCUACUUUCUCUGGUUCAGACCGCACUGGGACGUUGCGAUAAACACCUUCCGCCCGGUCUACUUCCACCGAAACGCCGCCUCCGAGUUCCUCGCCAUUGUCUGUCUAGGGCGCCCGUGGAGGCCGAUCAAGCGGAUUCAAGCCCAGCGGUGGCAGCUAUGUGGCUGGUCACAUCGCCCAAGGGGGCUUCUGGGAAUUGAUAAGGCCAUCGCAGUUUAUUACUAA
Messenger RNA from Penicillium concentricum, 366 nucleotides. RefSeq names its product Homogentisate 1-2-dioxygenase. Gene Ontology annotation, cellular component: cytoplasm. The transcript has 2 exons. Gene Ontology annotation, biological process: L-phenylalanine catabolic process. The coding region runs from base 1 to 366 and encodes 121 amino acids. Lineage: Eukaryota; Fungi; Ascomycota; Eurotiomycetes; Eurotiales; Aspergillaceae. Gene Ontology annotation, molecular function: homogentisate 1,2-dioxygenase activity. The record is from RefSeq and is a predicted model, not a curated record.